CCAGCUGAUAUCUUGGAUCCUUCCAUGACCAAUUUGCUUCCUGGAGUAGUACCUGAUUGCCAACACAGUGCUACCUUAACUAAUGAGGUUGGAAUUAUUACUCCACGAGAUUCAGCUAAAUCACAUAAAUCUACAUAUUGCAGCCAAUCUUCAAGACCCUUAUCAAGUGUAGUAUAUAAAGAUUCUGGCAAUUUAUCUUCUGCACGAGAUGUUGGCAGCUCGUCUGAUGCAUAUCCUUGCCUUAUUCGCAUUCAAGCGCAAGGGUUGCCUACAGUUUGGGUUGAUCAAGCAACCGGAGAAAUGAAGGUUGAGUUGGAUGCAAGAGAAAAGUCCCAGGAUGUUUCGGUGCUUCACGCCGACUUGAAUGGGAAAUUUCAUCUUCAGGUUGAGUGA
This is a messenger RNA of Protopolystoma xenopodis, 393 nucleotides long. The record is from the annotation of a GenBank genome assembly. NCBI's taxonomy places the organism in Eukaryota, Metazoa, Platyhelminthes, Monogenea, Polystomatidea, Polystomatidae.